Messenger RNA from Aspergillus neoniger CBS 115656, 780 nucleotides. RefSeq lists its product as uncharacterized. Bases 397 to 780 code for a protein of 127 amino acids. NCBI's taxonomy places the organism in Eukaryota, Fungi, Ascomycota, Eurotiomycetes, Eurotiales, Aspergillaceae. The record is from RefSeq and is a predicted model, not a curated record. The transcript has 2 exons.
AUCUUCUGGAGUAUCCACUGUCCCUGAAUUUAGGUAGAUUUAAGACUCGCCUACUGUCCAGGGCCAGACUCAGUGGUUGCUCUGAAUUAUGCAUGCAGGAAGUCAGCGAUCUGUAAGAAACGUGAUCGCAACAGUUUGGUUGGCGACUGAGCCCCCUUUCCGCAUCUGUAGAGAAUUGCCUACUCUGGAAGCCCCGUGAUUGGCACCACUAGUUCUGACGUCAAAGAUGCCUGAUGGCCAACUGUAUCUAUCAUAUAAGCAAGCAUCACACGCGACAUCCAUCUUUGUCUAUAUGUGUUGCAAACCGUUGCAUCUUGUGCAUGCAGAACUGGAUAAUCCAUUCUGAUCAUCAUUGUCAUCGCAUUUAUCACGAGAAACUUCCAGAUAGCGCACAAAAUGUCCUCACAGCAAAGUAGUCAGCCGAGAACCAUCCAGACCCCAUCCCUUGCUCGGGACUCUCAUGGCAAUGAUGCAGAAAGAGACCGCAGAUCGAUCUCGGAGGAAUCCGAUCUGUCGCAUUACCUCCACUACGAAGACAACGAUGGCUUUUUCCCUCCAGCCUGGCUAGGGAAGGCACCGCCUACUCAACAUGGAGACGAAAUGAAUGGGAAAUUGCUUAGAAUUAGCACCAUGUCCGUUGAAUCCGUUCUCCCUUUCUGGGUCUUGAGAUCACACGGAUACAAGUCGCCACAGGGAAGGCAGGAACAGAGGCUCGCAAGACAGCAGAUGCUAUCUCAAGGGGCGAUUACAGGGGCGCUUGUUGGAACAAGGAUUACUUAG